AUGGCCACACGGCCAACGCCGGGGUCGCGAGACGGCAGCAGCGCACGCCCAAGAAGCACGAGCGGCAGACCCACCACGUCGUCGAGCGCGCGCCCGGCCAGCUCCGACCCCACCUCCUGCCGACGCGCACGCGCCUCCCUCAGCCCCUCCCCGGCGUCGGAGUCGGACAAGCCGGUGCCGUCCUUCCUCCGCCCCACCGUCAGCUCGACCCUGCGCAGCGCCUCCCCGUCGUCCUCCACCUCCAGACCGCCCUCCUCCAAGGGCCGCGCCACCACGCCCAAGGGGCUGUCCCCGGCGCACCCAGCGGCGCGCGCUCCAAGUCCGAUCGCGCCGAAGCGGUCCCCCGCGCAGCAGCCCUCGAGCUCGUCGCGGCCGAUCACGCCCAAGCGGCCCCCCGCGCAGCCGGUGAACGCGCCGCGGCCGAUCACCCCGGCCAUGGACAAGUCCAAGGGCAAGGCGCCCACGUCGCGGUGGUCCGUGGCGUCGCCGAGGCAGCUGAUGCAGAAGGCGUCCCACGCCUUCAAGGUCGGCAGGUCCCGCAGCAAGAAGAGCAAGGACCUGGCCGGCCCCGCGGCCGAGGCGGUGGCGUCCGUGAAGGAGACGCCCGGUGCUUCCGGCGAGAUCAACGCCGAGGCGGCGAGACCCCCUCCCGUGCCUGAGCAGCAGCGCCGCCCCGCUGAAAUGACUGCCGCGACACCUCUCGACGUCGUGCAAUCAGAGGUGGUCGUGGAGCCCAACGCUGCCAUGAAGUUACAGGAGGAAGCGACCUCGCGACCGGGCGAAAUUGUCAGUAAUGAAAUCAAGACAGAGGAGGAGACGCGUCAAGAGGAGCAGGUAAUCCCAGAAGAGCCGAGAGCAGAAGCAGAGAAGGCGAAUGCCAUUGACGAGGAGAAGGCCGUGAUACCGAAGGAGUCCGUGGAAGCCGUGAAGGUGGAUGAGCCGGCGCCGGAAGAGAAUCCGCAAGCCGGCAACGUUGAAGGGGCACAAAAGGAAGCUGAGAAGAUUACACAGGAUGAACCUCCGCCGCCGGCCGCCGUUGUGGAAGAACCAACGAAGGAGGCAGCAACGCCGCUGAACGUGCUGCAAGAUGAACCAGCGGCCAGCCCGGUUCAAGAGGAAGCCGUCGUGGAGAGCAAAGCCGAGGAGAGGCCACAAGCAGAGCCGGCGAAGCACGAAGAUGCCAUGAAGCAACCUGAAACAAGUCUGAUCUCUGAAGAACCGAAAGAGCAAUCCGCCGCCACGCAGAAGCAGGCGGAGGCCGCCGAGGAACCCAAGAUGAUCGCUGCAUCCAAGGCAUCAUCGGUGCCGGCGACGUCGCUGGAAGAAGCUCUGGAGGAAGUGGACACGGUGACCAAGGUGGGCACUUCGCGAUCAGAGCCCGUGACACCGGCGAAGCAAGCCAUCAACAAGGACAAGGCGGUGAUCGACACGAUCCUGAGCGCUUCGGAGCCAACGACGCCGUUGAGAGGAGCCGCUAAGAAGGAAGGGGCGACGUCCUUCAUGGGGAAGAUUCCGGAGGAGGGUCGGAUGAGUUUCAAGGGGAGCAGGGUAAAGACGGCGAUGGAGAAGCGGCCGGAGGAGGCGCAUCCCAAGAAGAAGGAGGUGUCGCGGAGCAACGACGUGCUGGAGGAGACCAAGAGCAAGCUGCUGGAGAAGAAGAAGAGCAAGGUGAAGGCGCUGGUGGGGGCGUUCGAGGUCGUCAUGGACAGCCCCCGCGCGUCCACGCCGGGCCCGGGCAGAUCGGGCCCGAGGUUCUGA
This is a messenger RNA of Triticum turgidum subsp. durum (durum wheat), 1758 nucleotides long. NCBI's taxonomy places the organism in Eukaryota, Viridiplantae, Streptophyta, Magnoliopsida, Poales, Poaceae. The record is from the annotation of a GenBank genome assembly.